Molecule: messenger RNA, 1240 nt
Organism: Phlebotomus papatasi
Lineage: Eukaryota; Metazoa; Arthropoda; Insecta; Diptera; Psychodidae
Exons: 1
Coding region: 63-1190 (375 amino acids)
Cellular component (GO): nucleus
Source: RefSeq, a predicted model, not a curated record
UAUUAUUGUUUUCAUUUGUUUUGCUUGAAGAAUUAAUGAGAAUUUUCUGAAAGAACAAGAAAAUGUCUUUGGUGGCGUACGAAUAUAGCAGUGAUGAAGACAAUGACAGUGUAGAAGGAGAAAGACAGGAUGCAGAGAGUAGUGCAUUGAAGGAAGAUGUAAAAAGUGAAGGGAAGCCAGAGAAAGCUGAUGAAGAUCCUAUCAGUGACGAAGAUGAUGAGAAGCAGCCUUCUGGAUCUAGCACAAAUUCUUCUAUUGGUGGUCUAAUUUUCAAUUUGCCAGCACCGAAUAAGGAUAUGCACAAAGCAAUUUUAGAGGAGGAAGAUGACGAGUUUCUGAAGAUCAAAGCAACCCCAAUACAGGAACCUCCUGCCAAAAAAGGCCCAGUUCGCAUAACAAUUCCAUCUCUAUCAGAUUUCAAGGAUUUGGAAGACAAUGACAAUGAGUCAGAAAAGAAAAAGACUUCACAGAAAGCCAAGGGGAGUGAUUUGCUGAGUAUUUUGCCAAAACCCCUCUCAGAGACUCUCUUUCAAACGAGCGCCGAUGGGAAGAAGAAACGCAAUGCUUUGGUUCCGGACUCAGUGGUUAAUCGGCAUUUGAAGAAACAGACCAAGCAAAGUGCACCUAAACCGGAUGAUAAUGAUGAAUGUAGCGAUGACAGUGAUACUGGAAAUGACUUUUUCCGUCUCAACACAAACGACGAUCUUCCAGAAGUCAGUAAGAACGAAAUAAGUGUUCUGGUGGCUAAGAAGGCAGCACAAAUAGCUGCAACUAGUUCGAGAUUUGAGCAAGAAUCAGAAACACCAAUAAAUACAAAUGAGACAGAAGAACUUCCUAUGGAAUCGAUAAGCCAGACGGACAUGGCGUUGGAUGAUACAGCCUUGGAGAAACUCUGUGGCAGUGGCAAGAGGACAAAGAGGGCACGUAUUGAGGAUAUUAACAUUGUGGACAUCCGGGGUGAUGAAGUGAUGCCAAGUCAAGAGGAAUGGAUGCGUCAUGCCUUGGCUAAUUCAACGGAUAUUCCAAAAGCAAAACCUGCCGCGGGCACUGAAGCUAGUGGAUUGAGCAAGAGGAAACAUCAGAUUACUUACUUGGCGUACCAGGCAAAAGCUAACGAGCAGGAACUACAAGCAAUGUGGGCAGCUAAUCGUCAAUCCAGACGACAAACACAGAGUAAAUACGGAUUUUAGUGUAAAGGGGUAAGAUUACUUUUUGUCAAUAAAAUUUUUCUUUCAAUCAA